This is a messenger RNA of Aphis gossypii (cotton aphid), 2819 nucleotides long. RefSeq names its product frizzled-5 (gene fz2). The record is from RefSeq and is a predicted model, not a curated record. Gene Ontology annotation, molecular function: Wnt receptor activity; Wnt-protein binding. Gene Ontology annotation, biological process: canonical Wnt signaling pathway; non-canonical Wnt signaling pathway. Bases 670 to 2574 code for a protein of 634 amino acids. Lineage: Eukaryota; Metazoa; Arthropoda; Insecta; Hemiptera; Aphididae. Gene Ontology annotation, cellular component: plasma membrane. The transcript has 2 exons.
GAUUAUAUACACACAACGACGGCGCGUACGACGUGCCUCACACGCACGCACGCGGUGUAAUAGUAGUAAUAAUCCUAACCGGCCACUACUGCUGUUGUUGUAUUUCGUACGCGUCGAGCACCAGUCGUCCGUCGUCGUUCGUGUCGUGCGCAAGUGCGUCGAUUUUGGUCGCUUGAAAUCGGGUUUAGCCGCGCGCGCGCGCGAGAUCUUAAAAUAUAUUUUUUUAUCAUACGUGUAUGAUAUCGAUAUCGACUUCGUCUACGAAUUAUACGACUACGUAUCGUCGACACCGUGCGAUUUAGUCAAGUGGACAUCGAUCGUUUUUUGUCGUGCUGUUUUUUAAUAGUUUUUUUUUUCCGUUAUCAUAAUACUACCGUCUUUAUCAUUCGAUUUCGCGCCGCAAAUGAGUUCGUUUCGAGUGUACACGGCGCGACGACGCCGAAGGAUCGUCUCCUGCGCCGACCGAUAUGAUCAGCUGCAGUCGUCGCUGUAGCUUAUUUCCACCGCCGGUGUAGAGUUGCGGUCAUGAAGUUUCGUAACCACUCGGAAUCGUCGUAUUCGCUCAGAAAUCGAGCGUGAAAAGGAUCGACCGUUUUUGUCGGAAUCGACUGCAACCGCGGACGCGCGACUCGCCGGACGUUACCGUACCGACAGGUGGUGCCGCUGACCAUGUGCGCGGCGCCGACAUUAGUGGUGGCGGCCGUGUUGUGCGCCAUCGCGACCACGGCCGUCUGCAACAUGCAGCCGGUGGCCGUGACAAACACGGCGGCGGCUUCGGCAGGGGCCGCGGCCGGUGUGGCAGCCGUCCCGGUACCAGGGCGCUGCGAAGAGAUCACCAUACCGAUGUGCCGGGGCAUCGGGUACAACAUGACUUCGAUGCCGAACCAGUUGAACCACGAGACCCAAGAGGAAGCCGGCAUGGAGGUGCACCAGUUUUGGCCGCUGGUCGAGAUCAACUGUUCGGCUGACCUCAAGUUCUUCCUGUGUUCCGUGUACACGCCCAUCUGCAUCGAGGAGUACCAGCGACCGUUGCAGGCGUGUCGCAGCGUGUGCGAACGGGCCAGGGACGGGUGUCUGCCCGUCAUGCAACGGUACGGGUUCGUGUGGCCGGAGAAGAUGCAGUGCGACAAGCUUCCGGUGCACGGCGGACCGGAACUGUGCAUGGCCCAGGACGUGUACGAACAGCAACACGGAUCGACGAAACCGACCAAGAAGCCGGCUGGGUUGCCGGGCAACAAGUGCAAGCCGGGCAGCAGGGCAAAGGGAUGCGAGAAAUACGCUUACAGCGGCAGCGGCGACGAAGACGGGUGCGAGUGCAAGUGCCGGCCGCCUUUGGUACCCGUCGACAGGGAAUCGGUCCGGUACAACCGGAGCGGCGUGUCCGUUGCCGGCGUGGACAACUGCGCGAUGCCGUGCCGGGGUGUGAUGUUUACCGAUGACGAGAAGGACUUCGCGUCCACGUGGAUCGCGCUCUGGUCGAGCAUUUGUUGCGUCACCACGCUGAUGACGCUCACCACGUACACCAUCGACACACAGCGGUUCAAGUACCCGGAAAAGCCGAUUGUGUUCCUGUCCGGUUGCUACCUGAUGGUCAGCAUAGGUUACCUGAUCCGAGUAUACGCCGGUCACGACGCGGUCGCCUGCGAGCCCGACGGUUCCGUCAAGUACAACGCGUCCGGGCCCACGCCGUGCACGCUCGUCUUCCUGUUGCUCUACUUCUUCGGCAUGGCCUCGUCCAUCUGGUGGGUCAUACUGGCGUUCACGUGGUUCCUGGCGGCCGGCCUCAAGUGGGGCAACGAGGCCAUAGCGUCUUACUCUCAAUACUUCCACCUGGCCGCCUGGCUGAUACCCACAGUCAAGUCGCUGGGCGUGCUGGUCAUGUCGGCCGUCGACGGAGACGCGUUCGCCGGCGUGUGCUACGUGGGCAACCAGAACCCGGACAACCUGAAAAUGUUCGUCUUGGCGCCGCUCGUCGUCUACCUGGCGCUAGGCAUAUCUUUCCUUUUGGGCGGGUUCGUGUCGCUGUUCCGCAUCCGGAACGUCAUCAAGCAACAGGUGGGCCGGAGUAAAGCCGACAAGUUGGAGAAGCUCAUGAUCAGGAUCGGCGUAUUCAGCGUCCUGUACACCGUGCCCGCGUCCGUCGUCAUCGGGUGCCACUACUACGAGGCCCGGUACAUGCCCGACCGCGUGGCUCACUUGGCGUGCCCGUGCUCUGAACCGGACCUCGACACCAAGCCGGUGUACACCAUGCUCAUGCUCAAAUACUUCAUGACGCUGGUGAUGGGCGUCACGUCAGGCGUGUGGAUAUGGUCCGGUAAAACGGUCGGCUCAUGGAAGCGCCUGUCCCGUCGACUAUUCGGCGGCGGCGGCGUUGGCGGUGGAGGAGGUGGCGGUCGUAUGUCCAAGGGCGGCCCCAACCCAGUACUCGUCAAUCCGGGAAAACAGCGCAAGCAGCUACAGUACAUGCCGGCGCCCUCGGUCCCGGGCAGUACGCUUCCUUCGUCCCACCACCUGGCUCCAUCGUCCAGCCUGCACCACCACAUCAUCAAACAGGCGCCGCUUAGCCACGUAUGACAUCAGUACGCCACUCCUGCCCUUAGCUACGAGCAACCAGACCCGUCCGAGGACAUGAUGCCCUCCACAACGGGGCUCAGUGACUAUGGUCCUCUUUAAAGGGUCGGGCAGGAGGAAUAAUGAUGAACCAUCAGAAGCAUAAAAUAUGAUCUCGACAUGUACUUUUAUUAUUAUUAUCAUUAUUAUUAUUAUUUUUUAUUUUUUUUUAUUUCUGUACAAUACAUAUUAUCUCCUACUCGAACAGA